Gigantopelta aegis is the source of this 405-nucleotide messenger RNA. RefSeq lists its product as uncharacterized. Bases 1 to 405 code for a protein of 134 amino acids. The record is from RefSeq and is a predicted model, not a curated record. NCBI's taxonomy places the organism in Eukaryota, Metazoa, Mollusca, Gastropoda, Neomphalida, Peltospiridae. The transcript has a single exon.
AUGAAGCUUGCCAUCACACUGCGUCAUCUGGCAACAGGAGAUUCCUAUGCCACCCUGCAAUAUGAAUUCCGGGUAGCCAGAAACACAAUUUGCUUGUUGGUGAAAGAAGUCUGUGAUGCCUUGGUGAUGGAGCUCAAGAAUGAAGUCAUCACAUGCCCUACUGACAGAGGCACUUGGGAAGACGUUGCUGAGGAGUUCCUGAUGCGCUGGAAUGUCCCACAUGCCUGUGGAGCCCUGGAUGGGAAACAUGUUGCUAUCAGAAAGCCUCUCAAGACUGGAACCAUGUACCACAACUACAAAGGCUUCUUUUCAGUCUUCCUAAUGGCUGUGAUAGAUGCUGAUUACAAAUUCAUGUGGAUAGAUGUUGGUGGUUUUGGAAGCCAGUCUGAUGCCCAGACCUGCUAG